CGCGCCUGUCACGGUCCGGCCCGGCCACGCCUUGGGGAGAUCCCUGCGCCCUCUCAGGCUUUUCAGAGCAGCUCAGACGACAUCCCAAAUGGAUGAUUAACUUCACAAUGGCAGAACUCACAGUAGAGAAUGGCAGCUGUAUUGACUGGCAAAAGCGAUGCCUUGAGUUGGAGUCUCAGCUCUUCAAAUUCCGGCUGCAGGCAAGCAAGAUCCGAGAGCUGUUAGCUGAAAAGAUGCAGGAAUUGGAACAGAGAGUAAUAGAAGCAGAACAAAGAGCUGAGGAUGCAGAGAAACAGGUCAGAGUUAUGGAAGAGAAGAUAAAACUUGCUAACAUGAAGACUAUUGAAGCAGACAGCACUCUGCACAGGAAAUACCAGGAGCUGAUGGGUACAGUCCAAGGAAAGGAAGAUCUGAUCAACAGACUGGAGACACAGCUAACAAAACAGAAACAGUUGAGGACUGAGGAAGCCAAAAUUGUUCAAGAGAAAGCUGCCAAGAUCAAAGAGUGGGUAACAUUUAAGCUGAGAGAGCUUGAGCUAGAAAAUUACCACCUGAAAAAGUGUAAUGAGAGGCUGACGGAGCACAUUGAAGCCCUUCAGGAUACAUUGCAAGAUAUGACCAGCGUUCCUCCCUUUGAAUCAAUUUGGAGCUGUAAUUCUCUGAAGCCCAGAGCAUCACGGGCCUCUUUUGCCAAGAAGAUAGACCAGAGAUCUGUGCUCCUUGCACCUGGUUUCAGACACACGCGUCAGAUGGGACCUGCCAAAUGUGUCCUCUCUACAGCAAAUAUAGUCCUUGCCAAUGACACCCUUACUGAGGAUGGAGAGGACAAAUCUCUGCUUUCCCCGAGCACGCUGAAGCUCGUGUCUGACCCAACAAGCUGGAAUCUCUCCACAGAGAAAGAUAUAUUCCCAGCCGUAAGUUCUGAGCACAGGUUAGAGUGCUCUGACCCCACAUCACUGGGCUCUCCAGCUGACGCUACAAGAAUCCUUGAGGCUUUGACUUUCCAGCCACCUUUGGAAGGAAACUGUAGUGCUGUGACCACUUUGCAACAAGUGGCUUUGCACAGCACCCGCUUCUCGGAUGAUCUGAGUGCCAGGUUCCGUUCCCACCAGCUGGGCUCUUCUUCCUCUGGAGAAAUACUGAGCAUGCUUAAGGGCCAGCUCCAAACUGGUGAGCCACCCCUGGUUGUGUCAACAGCAACUGUUACAGCACAUCCGUUCGGUGCAGGCAGGGAAUGUGGCCUUGGCAGUAAUAUGACCUUUCCAAAAAUACGAACUCCCAAUACACCAAGAGACAGUAUCCAGCUAGCCAAGAGACAUUACAGCCAACCACAGCCAGGGGCUAAUUCUUUCCAUCGUGUAAUGAGCUUAGAGGCUAGCACCUUCCAGCCCAUAACAGACUCUUCAGUCUGCCAUGGGCAGGUGAAGGAGACAGACAUUGAUGAUGAUGAUGAGGUACUGGAGAAGAUGGAGACGGAACGUGGCCCAGUGAGGGAAGAAGCUGGAGUGUAUGAAGAACCCGGUGGCUUCUCUGCAGGGCAAAGAGAAGGUGUGAGUUCUGAGGCUGGUGUACCUGACCCAGGAGGUAAACCUCCCACACCACCACUGCACAGAUUCCCAUCAUGGGAGAGUCGAAUCUAUGCUGUGGCCAAGUCCGGCAUGAGGUUGUCUGAAGUGGCCAUGGUGAAUGAUACUUCUAGCUGCUUUUCCAAUUUCUCGUGCUCAACAUCAGGGCCAUUUACACGUCUCAUCUACAGAAAUGUCACAGUGCCAGUCUACACUACGCUGAAGGGGAGAGCCACCCAGAUCAGCAACGUGCCUUUCUUGGAUGAGUCUUCAGGCUCUGAUGAUGACUGUGGCUCCCAUGCCAGCUUCAGGACUUCUACAGCUGGAUCCGAGCACAGGAAAGCGAGCGUGCCAGGCAGUCCUCGUGCAGUGAAGAGAGGUGUAUCUAUGUCCUCACUGAGCUCUGAGAGUGAUUAUGCCAUCCCUCCUGAUGCCUACUCCUUGGAUGGUGACUCUUCAGAGCCAGAACAUAAGCUACAGCGAACAUCUUCCUAUUCCACUGAUGGUGGCAUCUGCACUGAACCUAUGGAGAAAUCGGGUUACUUGCUGAAAAUGAGCAGCCAGGUGAAGAUGUGGAAGAGACGAUGGUUUGUUCUAAGAAACAGACAAAUCAUGUACUACAAGUCUCCGAGUGACGUUAUCCGCAAACCACAAGGGCAGAUGGAGCUGAAUUCCUCGUGCCAAAUUGUCAGAGGUGAAGGGUCUCAAACAUUCCAGCUCAUGACAGAAAAGAGAACCUACUUCCUGACAGCAGACUCUCCCAGCAUUCUGGAGGAAUGGAUUCAUGUCCUGCAAAGCAUUCUGAGAGUGCAAGUGACCGGUCCUGUUGGUGUUCCUCAUAAUGAUGCUAAACCUACUGUGAAAGGUUGGCUCACCAAGGUCAAGCAUGGUCACUCUAAGCUGGUAUGGUGUACUCUGAUUGGAAAAACUUUCUACUACUAUCGAAAUCACGAAGAUAAGUGUCCCCUGGGGCAUCUGCCCAUGCGAGAGUCCAAAGUGGAAGAAGUAGACCGUUCCUGUGACUCUGAUGAAGAUUAUGAAGCCACUGGUGGGGGACUUCUCUCAUCCCAUUGUACGUUGGUGAUUCACCCACAGGACCAGAGUCCCACAUACUUACUCAUUCGCACCAAACAGGAAAAGAACACCUGGCUGUACCACCUGACUGUAGCAGCUGGGAGCAGCAGUGCCAUAGUGGGCACAUCAUAUGAACAGCUCAUUGGGAAACUACUGGAUGCAGAGGGAGACCCUGAUUCUCCUCUGUGGAAACAUCCCAUGUUGUGCUACAGUAAGGAUGGGUUGCACACGUCCCUCACCACUCUGCCAUCUGAGGCUCUACAGACUGAAGCUCUGAAACUGUUUAAGUCCUGUCAGCUGUUCAUCAAUGUCCCUGUGGAGGCCCCUUCUAUUGACUACCACGUGUCACUUGCUCAGACAGCGCUGCAGGUCUGCUUGACACAUACAGAGCUGCAGAAUGAGAUUUACUGUCAGCUUGUUAAACAAACCAGUUGCCGACAACCCCAGAACCACUCAGUCAUUCAGUGCUGGCAACUCAUGGCUUUGUGUGCUCCUCUAUUCCUGCCUCAACAUCACUUCCUCUGGUACAUCAAACAGCAUUUGCAGCGACAUGCAGACCCCAGGAGUGAAAUAGGCAAGUAUGCCAUCUACUGCCAGAGAUCUGUAGACCGCACGGUGCACGCUGGCGAGCGGGAGGCCAAGCCCUCCAGGAUGGAGAUUGUGUCCAUCCUCCUGAGAAACCCCUACCACCACUCACUCCCCUUCAGCAUCCCAGUGCACUUCAUGAAUGGGACCUACCAGGUUGUAGGUUUUGAUGGUUCCUCAACGGUUGAUGAAUUCAUCCAGACACUGAACCAGGAGACAGGGAUGAGGAAGCCAUCCCACAUGGGGUUUUCUCUCUUCACAGAUGAUCCUUCUGGCAGAAAUUUGGAACAUUGUCUGCAGGACAGCAUGAAGAUCUGUGAUGUCAUUUCUAAAUGGGAACAAGCCUUAAAAGAACUGCAUCCUGGGAAAUACGAAGGUGGCACAAGAACUGUGAAGUUGACCUAUAAGAACAGGCUUUAUUUUCGGAGCCAGGCCAAAGGUGAGACAGACCGUGAGCGGUUGCUGCUGGCCUUCCAAGUCAGCAAUGAAAUAGCCAAUGGAAGGUUUCCCGUUAACAAGGAAUUAGCUCUGGAAAUGGUGGCUCUGAUGGCUCAGGUGGAAUAUGGGGAUUUGGAUCGACCAGGAUCUUCAAGUCCUGGGGGAACAUCACAAUCAAAAAUGCAACAUCUUCUUCAUCAGGUCUUAGAUAAAUUCUACCCCAAACGCUACAAGCAAAACAUUACUCCCGAGCAGCUCAGGCAACUGGCUGACAGGCUGGCGACCAAGUGGAUGGUGCUGCAGGGAUGCUCUCCACCAGAAUGUGUUCGAAUUUAUUUGACAGUGGCCCGGAAAUGGCCUCUCUUUGGAACCAAAAUAUUUGCUGCUAAGCCUAUUUUGCCUUCCUCACUGGAAGACUGUCCAGUCUGGAUAGCUGUGAAUGAAGAUGGUAUCAGCAUACUGGAUUAUAACACUAUGCACUUGAAGGUCUCUUAUUCAUACUCCUCUGUGCUGACCUUUGGAGGCUGUCGAGACGACUUCAUGAUUGUAGUCAGUCAAAUAAAAGAAAGGACUUCUGGAAAAAACAGCACUGAAAAACUCCUUUUCACAAUGGCAAUCCCAAAGAUUGUUGAAGCAACACUUCUUAUUGCCAGCUACAUUAACUACCGUUCCACACCUUCACUCCUAUCUCCUGCACAGCCCUCCAGAAGCAAAACACCUGCCAAUAAGCUCUGGGAGAGUGAAAGUCAGUGUUUUUUCCCUUCUGUGCCUAGAAGCACUAAGGGGCCCACCCUGCUCUGAGGGCUCACUCCCAAUGACUGGGAUUUGGGGGUUUUGUUUUGCACUUCUCUGUGCUGAAUUGCAGACUGCUGUGAUUUUGUUAGUUACACACCUUACUUUAAGGCAAGCUCUGAUUUUUUUCUCACAAUAACAGACAAAGUCUGUUCCAUGCCACACUCCAUCCAAAACACCGUGCCUCAAGCCAUUUGCCUGCACAGUGCUCCAGUCACAUUACAUCUGCCGUCUUUCCUUGCACUCAUUCUUCUCCCAUCUCCUUGUAAGCUUUGCUUACAAGCAUAUAUAUUUUUGGAUCCCUCUCAUUUUCAGCUUUGCAUUUGCCUUUAGAUCACUGCAUGCCCUGUGUUUGGAAUCUCAGUCCAGCUCUUGAAACUCCUAGUGACCUCUUUUCCUCACUGUAGCCCUUUUCAGUUAUUAUUCUUAUUUUCCAAUAACCUUCUGUUUGCACCAAUCCCUCACUUGCUCACUUUUACCUCUGCAAGGCAGAUUUGAGUGGUAUAUAGGCAUGAAUCUGACUGCAGUGGGCUGACUGCACAGUCCUAUCAGAAUUAAAACCAGGUGGUAGUGAAUAUUGUGGCACAAACCCUGUACAAGACACAUCCUGUUGAAUACUGCCUGUAUUAGAAGCUGCACGUCAUGGCAUCAUAAACUAGACAUACACUGAAAAAGGCUGUAAAGACUAACAUGACACAGUCUGAUCAGGCAGUUCAGCAAUAACUUGAUGCCCUGAUUGCGAAUAGUCAGCACCUCGAAGUUUUUACCAGUGUUUAAAUUGAACGUUGCCACUCCCAGAACAACUAUUAAGAUAGUCUUUUUGCAGACACUACAAUAGUUUUUAUGCAACAAGAGGAUAAUUUCAUUUUCCCUAGAGCUAUAACGACUCCUCCUUCAAAAUGAUGUUAAAACUGAAAGGCAGAAGCUUUCCAAGUCCUGGGACAGUCCUGGGAAAAGACAGGAAAGAAAGACACUGCUGAGGAGGAUGAGGAACUAAACCGAGAAGAAUCAUUCCAAUGCAAGUCAGGGGUAAUUUCAGAGUAAGACUUCAGUGGUACUCAAGAGUAUUGGCAGCCUUAAAUAAAGGUGGAAACCUUGUGUCUUUGCAUGUUAAGGACUUGGAACAACUGAGUCUGGACCAGUGUGAGAUCGUGCCCUGACUCCCACAGCACUGAUGCACUUCUGGAGUCAACACUGUUCAAUACAAUAGAUGAACGUGAGAUCUCUGCUGCAGGGCUGAAUGUGUCACAUGUUCCACUUUCAAAGACUCUUUCUGUUAGUCAGUGUUGUAGAUGUUUUGGAAUGUGUUUGAAACUGCACAUAAUCUCAGACAAAGGAAGACAAGGCAAACAAUUUUUGUACUUUUUCUUUCAGCAUAGGUGUUCCCAAACCAGCUCUGCCAUGCUGACUUGGCAGAGGCUGCUCCUUUCAAACUCCUGCUUCCCUCGUGCUACCAUAGCAAGGAGGUGGUCAGCAACUGUGUACUCAUGUAUUGUUCUUCUGACUUUCCUAAAGAAUGGGGGAGGGUGUUGAUCUGUUU
Molecule: messenger RNA, 5994 nt
Organism: Colius striatus (speckled mousebird)
Lineage: Eukaryota; Metazoa; Chordata; Aves; Coliiformes; Coliidae
Gene: PLEKHH1
Product: pleckstrin homology, MyTH4 and FERM domain containing H1
Exons: 29
Coding region: 93-4463 (1456 amino acids)
Cellular component (GO): cytoskeleton
Source: RefSeq, a predicted model, not a curated record